This is a messenger RNA of Acaulospora morrowiae, 249 nucleotides long. The record is from the annotation of a GenBank genome assembly. Lineage: Eukaryota; Fungi; Glomeromycota; Glomeromycetes; Diversisporales; Acaulosporaceae.
AUGAAACCGAAGGCGAUAAAUCCGCUCACAAUUCCAGUAGCAAAGAAUAAGGUUUUAUCAAAGUACGAAGUGAAUGAGAGGGAUUUUGAUGGUGAGGGAGCAGAAAUUGAAUCGGCUGUGGCUGAUUUUUCACCACCUUUUGACGAUUUUGAAUUAGCAGCGAACGCCGGGGCUGCUAAAACGAUAGCGCACACGAUCAAGAUAACAAGAGUGAAAGAAAUAAUGAACAGAAAUGCGAGAAAGUGGUAG